CCGCCCUGCACACCCGACCCAGCAUGCUCGCGACCGUCGUCGGCCAUGGCCUCUUCCCGCUCGGACUUCUCCUGUUGACUGUCCUCCUCCUUCCGCCAUGCUUCCUCUCCGGGCGGAUCGACGCCUUCAUCGAGGCCCUGCUCUACGCCUUUGAGUUUGCGGGUCUCUCCCUCGUGCUCUGGGUCCUCUGCAUGGGUAUCUUCUUUCUCGCGAGUACGUCCCGUCACCAUCGUCCAUGUCUUCUCAUGCAUGCGGCGCUAGUGCAAGCGUAUCGCGGAGACUGCAUCGCUCUCGACGACGAUGCGACGCAGUCCCUCAAAUGGAUCGCCCAGCGAAACUUUUGGAUGGGCGUGAGCACCGCCAUGACGUAUUUGGCGGUGCUUUUCGUCCUCUACUUGAAGAAGCAAUUGGUUGACAUGACCUGCCGCCGCUAGUCCAUCCUGCCUUGUCUUUCUCCUCGUACUUGAGCUCCGUGCAUCCUGCAUCAUCGACGUCGUCCAAGCAACAAGCAGUCAGCGAUACAAUUUGACGCUUAAUAAAACCAAAAUUCGACGAUA
This is a messenger RNA of Saprolegnia diclina VS20, 557 nucleotides long. RefSeq lists its product as hypothetical. The record is from RefSeq and is a predicted model, not a curated record. The transcript is spliced from 2 exons. Bases 24 to 434 code for a protein of 136 amino acids. Lineage: Eukaryota; Oomycota; Saprolegniomycetes; Saprolegniales; Saprolegniaceae.